GGCUGCUCUCGCAGUACCGAACGAGCCAGGCCACCGAUCGGACGCGCAAAAUUCGAGCGCGUCGCGCAAUUUCGAAACUAACUCGCUAACUUUGAUUCGUGACUAUAUAUAGAAAUUUAGUUUGGCAAUUAUUCACUUUUAUUAAGAAAGCAGCAAUACAAAAUUGUUGAUUCGGAAACCCCUAAAAAGAAAAGAUGACGAAACACAUACUACUUGCUUGCUUCAUACUCGUUUUGGCUUCAAUAACCGUCAAUGUCAAUGCCCAAAGUCAACAAAAGAAAAGUAACCAACAAAUCGGUCAAGCGUUCGACGAAAUCGUCGUGUCGUUGGAUCUGAACGUUCGGCGCAAAUCGAAAGAGAACCGACAAGGCAAGGAUUACGUUUUGAUGAAUUUACCGUCAGGAACGACCAGUCCGCCCGGAAAAUCAACGGCUCUUGCAUCGAGGCUAGUAUUGAGCGAUGGAAGCAGCGUACAACCGGAUAAAUAUCGAAGAAAACGACGGGGUGCCGACACGGCCGAUCGGAGACUCUCGGGAAUGAGUAAAAUCAAGCAAUACUUGCUGAGAACCGACAGCGUUGAUUAUUUAGCAAAAUUAUAAGCCACGGUAAAAAAUGUAACGAGGACAACCGCACGACUCCUCACCCUCAUCUGUGAUCACACGUUUCGACUGACCUUUGGACUUCGGCUGGUAACAAAAAGUGGAAUAAAAUUUUUCUGUGUCAUAACAAUAACACA
Molecule: messenger RNA, 736 nt
Organism: Trichogramma pretiosum
Lineage: Eukaryota; Metazoa; Arthropoda; Insecta; Hymenoptera; Trichogrammatidae
Exons: 4
Coding region: 195-599 (134 amino acids)
Source: RefSeq, a predicted model, not a curated record